Ustilaginoidea virens is the source of this 1266-nucleotide messenger RNA. RefSeq lists its product as uncharacterized. The transcript has 2 exons. Gene Ontology annotation, molecular function: small GTPase binding; GTPase activator activity. The record is from RefSeq and is a predicted model, not a curated record. Gene Ontology annotation, cellular component: cytosol; nucleus; perinuclear region of cytoplasm. Gene Ontology annotation, biological process: nucleocytoplasmic transport; activation of GTPase activity. Bases 1 to 1266 code for a protein of 421 amino acids. Lineage: Eukaryota; Fungi; Ascomycota; Sordariomycetes; Hypocreales; Clavicipitaceae.
AUGGCUCCUUCAACGUCAAAUAAGCUGUUCACCCUUGAGGGCAAGGGGCUCAAGCUCGACACGGCCGCAGACGUUGAGCCUCACAUCAAAGAUCUCCGCGCAAAUGAUGUUGAGGAGGUCAGGCUCCUCGGCAACACCUUGGGUGUAGAAGCAUGCAAGGCCAUUGGAGAAGUCCUAUCCACCAAGAAGAAUCUAAAGGUUGCCAACUUUGCCGACAUUUUCACCGGUCGGUUAUUGACCGAAAUCCCGGAAGCCCUUUCUUCACUCCUCACGUCGAUUCUUAAUCAUCCCAAACUUCGCACCAUCAAUCUGAACGACAACGCCUUCGGCCUCAACACGCAAGCCCCUCUGGUUGCUUUCCUCGCGGCUCAUGUCCCCCUCCAGCACUUGUACCUCAACAACAACGGUCUAGGCCCUCACGCCGGUAUCCUCAUUGCCGAUGCUCUUUCGGAGCUCCAUGCCAGGAAGGACGCUGCCCGCAAGGAAGGCGCCGAGGUUCCCGACUUGGAGACGGUGAUUUGUGGGCGAAACCGAUUGGAGAACGGCAGCAUGACGGCCUGGGCCAAGGCUUACAAGCUUCACAACAAGAUCAAGGAAAUCAAAAUGGUCCAGAAUGGCAUUCGUCAAGAGGGCAUCUCCCACCUCAUCAGCGAGGGCUUGAACCACGCUACCGAGCUCAGGGUGCUAGAUCUUCAGGAUAACACCUUCACUUUGAAGGGCGCCAAAGCUCUUGCCAAGGCCGUCACCAAUUGGGCUGUCAUUCAAGAGCUUGGUAUUGGCGAUUCGCUCCUCAGCGCCAAGGGCGCUCUCCUUCUUGCCGAGUCUCUCUCGCGGGGCGAUAAUCAAAGGCUCGAGAUCUUGCGUCUUCAGUACAAUGAUAUCACCGCUCCGGGAGUCAAAAGCCUGGUUGCUGCCGUUGAGGAGGGUCUGCCUGCCCUGAAGCGGAUUGAACUGAAUGGCAACAAGUUCACGGAAGAUGACGAGUCUAUUCUUGCCCUUCGGGAGCUUCUUGAGCAGCGAAAGGAGAAGCUUGCCGGAGAUUUGGUCAAUGGAGAUGAAUGGGGUGUGGACAGUCUGAGCGACCUCGAGGAACUGGAUAGUGAGGAAGAGGAGUAUGGUGAGGAAGAAGACGAAGGUGUCACUACAGAGGAACUCGCCGAGAAGUUGAUCACAGAGGCCAAGGAAGCUCAGGAGGAACCCGUCGUCCAGCUCAAAGAAAAGGACGUUGAUGCCCUUGCCGAGAAACUGGAAAAGACCAAGGUUUGA